Fusarium odoratissimum NRRL 54006 is the source of this 408-nucleotide messenger RNA. RefSeq lists its product as uncharacterized. The record is from RefSeq and is a predicted model, not a curated record. The coding region runs from base 1 to 408 and encodes 135 amino acids. Lineage: Eukaryota; Fungi; Ascomycota; Sordariomycetes; Hypocreales; Nectriaceae. The transcript has a single exon.
AUGAAGCUCUUUGACUUGGCUGGCGAUCAAUUCAACCUGAUUGACUGGGACAGUCCUGAUAUCGCGCAUGUGCUGGCAACCAUGACAUCUCUCAACAGUAACAUCUCAACGCGGGUCUUUGCCUCCAGAGAACGUGGUGAUGAUUGGCGCGAGGUUGGCUACACGGAUUGGCUUGAAAGAGUCACAGACUGGACAGCGCCGCAAAUUCGUGCUGAAGUAGAAAACGAAAGCAAUUUCACUGGCCUUGCGAGACUUGUCCAAAAGUGUCCUCGACUUCAAGACUUUGCAUACCAAGCCCUUGGCAUUCCCCUUCCCGGACUUCCUGAACUGAAAGGCUUUCAAUUUCUCAACUGGAAGAUUCUGCAAUACGUCUCAGAGCUCCCCAGCCUUCCAAAACUCAAUCGGUAG